Molecule: messenger RNA, 1728 nt
Organism: Neomonachus schauinslandi (Hawaiian monk seal)
Lineage: Eukaryota; Metazoa; Chordata; Mammalia; Carnivora; Phocidae
Product: zinc finger protein-like
Exons: 5
Coding region: 100-1728 (542 amino acids)
Biological process (GO): regulation of DNA-templated transcription
Source: RefSeq, a predicted model, not a curated record
UGCAGGCUCUCCGGUCGCUGUGACACGACCAGGCCCAGGUCUGCCUUGCCAGGACUCCGUAUUCCAGGAAUCUACCUCUCCAGAAGUAGGAAGAAAAAAAUGACCACAUUCAAGGAGACGGUGACGUUCAAGGACGUGGCGGUGGUCUUCACGGAGGAGGAGCUGGGGCUUCUGGACCCCGCCCAGAGGAAGCUGUACCGAGACGUGAUGUUGGAGAACUUCGGGAACCUGGUCUCUGUGGGGCAUCAACCAUUUAAACGAGAUGUGGCCCACUUGGUAAGAGAAGAAAAGUUUUGGAUGGUGAAGUUAGCAACCCAAAGAAAAGGCAGUUCAGGAGAAAAAGUCCAACAUGAGAUGGAGACUAUUCUUAAAGCAGAACCACAUGAAGAACUUUCCUGCUGGCAAAUCUGGCAACACAUUGCUAAUGACUUAACCCGGUGUCAAGACUCCAUGAUAAAAAGUUCUCAAUUCUACAGACAACGCGAUUUACCUGGCCAGGUUGGGGCAGGACUGUCUAUAACUCAGACAGGCCAGAGAACUUACCAGGGAAAUGGGUGUAAAAAAUUCUUCAGUGAUACCUCCAACUAUGAUCUUCAACAGUUAAACUCAGAAGAGAAGUCUCAUACAUGUCAUGAGUGUGGGAAAUGCUUCUUUUAUAGCUCAGCACUUCGUAUUCAUCAGAGAGUUCACCUGGGAGAGAAACGGUAUAGAUGUGAUGAGUGUGGUAAGGAAUUCAGUCAGAGCUCACAUCUGCAAACCCAUCAGAAAGUCCACACUGUAGGGAAGCCAUUCAAAUGUGAGGAGUGUGGGAAAGGCUUCAGUCGUAGAUCAGAACUUAGUAAUCAUUGCAGGUUACACUCGGGAGAGAAACUUUAUAAGUGUAAGGGAUGUGGGAAGGCCUUCAUUAAUGCUUGCCAUCUUCAGGACCAUCAGAGAGUCCACACUGGGGAGAAGCCGUUCAAGUGUGAUAUCUGUGGUAAGAGCUUUCGUCGUAGAUCGGCACUUAAUAGUCAUUGUGUAGUCCACACAGGAGAAAAACCGUACAAAUGUGAGGAGUGUGGGAAGUCCUAUACUUGGCGUUCACGUCUUCGUAUCCAUAAGAAAGUUCACAUGGGACAGAAACCACACAAAUGUGAGGAAUGUGGAAAGAGCUUCUUUUCUAGGACACAUCUUUAUUACCACCGGAGGUUCCACACAGAGGAGAAACCCUAUAAUUGCAAGGAAUGUGGGAAGAGCUUCAGAUGGGUCUCACCUCUUUUGACACAUCAGCGAGUCCACAGUGGAGAAAAACCAUUCAAAUGUGAAGAGUGUGGGAAGGGAUUUGGUCAGAAAUCAUGCCUGCAAGCUCAUCAGAAAGUCCACACCAGAGAAAAACCAUACAAAUGUGAGGAGUGUGGGAAGGGCUACAAGACAAGCUUGGAUCUUGAUGUGCACCAGAGUGUCCAUAUGGGAGAGAACCCAUACACCUGUAGGGCAUGUGGUAAGCACUUCACUAGGACCUCAAAUCUUAAAGUUCAUCAGAGAGUCCACACUGGAGAGAAACCGUACAAAUGUAGUAUGUGUGGUAAGGUCUUCAGUCAGUCUGGACAUUUAAAGUCCCAUCAGAGAGUUCACACAGGGGAGAAACCUUAUAAGUGUAAGAUAUGUGGUAAGCAGUUCAGUUCAAGUUCCUAUGUUAAAAUUCAUCACAGAAUCCAUGCUGGUGAUAAAUUUCAUCCAGUCUCAUAG